GUUUUCAUGAAAGCGCCACAAGCUGUACUCGGAAGUGACGCCAGCUGCUGGAUCAUUUUAGUGUGCAGUGAGCCAAGCAUAAAAAAGUGUCAACUCAACCAGACAGUGAGAACCAAAAUACAAUACCCAAAAGUAAGGAGUCGAGCCAAAGAACAGCAGUCGGAAACUGAGAAUUACAACUGUGAGUAUCAUUGAAAACUAGAGUAUCUGAAAGGAGUGCAUUAUGAACCCAGUGUACAACCCUGCACCAACAGGUGUCCCCUAUGUCAACCCUAAGGGACAUUUAGUAGGAUACCCAGCUGGAUUUCCUGGGGGGUACUCGGCUGGCCCUGCUUACACUCCCAACAUGUACCACCCUGGAGCCAACCACCCAGCCUUCCCCACAGGUUACGCUCCGGGCACUCCUUUUAAAAUGACCUGCUCGCCCACCACGGGGGCUGUCCCACCCUACUCCUCAUCACCCAACCUCUAUCCUGCAGCAGUCUUCCCUGUGAGGAGCACCUACCCCCAACAGAACCCCUACACACAGCAGCAAGGCACUUACUACACACAGCCUCUGUACGCAGCCCCACCCCAUGUCAUUCAUCACACUACAGUGGUCCAGUCCAAUGGGAUGCCAGCAGCCAUGUAUGCCCCGCCCAUGCAUCACCAGUCCCGCCCCCACAACGGUGUAGCCACGGGGAUGAUAGCAGGGACCACUAUGGCCAUGUCAGCUGGAACUUUGUUGACGCACUCCCCGACCCCCCACCAAGUUACAAUGCCCACAUAUCGACACCCAGGCAUGCCCACCUACAGCUAUGUUCCCCCCCAGUGGUAAAGUGAUGACACUGUCAGAAGAUCGUAGAUAUGCAUUCACACUCCAGUUGGUGAUGACGCUCUCCGGUGUCUCGUGUCAGCUGUUCUUCCUUCCUUUCCAAUCAUACUGUGAAUCUGAAGCCCAACUACAAAACAACACCAGGUGUGUUCAGAACAGGACGAAGGGAAUAUUCCUACUGCUGACUAUUCCUGUUUUGAAUGAUGCUGUCCAAGAAUCCUUCACUCACUCUGCUGCAUAUCUUGUGUCUGAUGGCUAAGUUGUGUUUUGUGUACUGCCUUGCGAUUUUUAUAGCUAACUCUAUUAAGUGGUGCAAAGGGAGUUUGAAUUUGUUUUGCUGUUGGGAUCCAUAUUGAGUUGAAUGUGUGUGUGUGUGUAUAUACACUGAGUGUAUGAACAUCAGGAACACCUUCCUAAUAUUGAGUUGCACACCCCGUUGCCCUCAGAACAGUUUUAAUUAAUUGGGGCCUGAACUCUACAAGGUGUCAAAAUCAUUCCACAGGGAUGCUGGCCCAUGUUGACUCCAAUGCUUCCCACAGUUGUGUCAAGUUGGCUGGAUGUCCUUUGGGUGGUGGACCAUACUUGAUACACAAUGAAAUCAAUGAGCGUGAAAAACCCAGUAGUGUUGCAGUUCUUGACACGAACCGGUGCGCCUGGUACCUACCAUAACCCGUUCAAAGACACACAAGUCUUUUGCCUUGCCCAUUCACCAUCUGAUUGGCACGAACCGGUGCGCCUGGCACCUACCAUAACCCGUUCAAAGACACACAAGUCUUUUGCCUUGCCCAUUCACCAUCUGAUUGGCACGAACCGGUGCGCCUGGCACCUACCAUAACCCGUUCAAAGACAUAAGUCUUUUGCCUUGCCCAUUCACCAUCUGAUUGGCACGAACCGGUGCGCCUGGCACC
Oncorhynchus keta (chum salmon) is the source of this 1722-nucleotide messenger RNA. Its product is annotated as myelin-associated neurite-outgrowth inhibitor. The record is from RefSeq and is a predicted model, not a curated record. NCBI's taxonomy places the organism in Eukaryota, Metazoa, Chordata, Actinopteri, Salmoniformes, Salmonidae. The coding region runs from base 224 to 817 and encodes 197 amino acids. The transcript has 7 exons.